UAAGCAGAGCAUUUUGUUGCCUGUUUGCUCCGGCAGGCUCUGCUCCUCUGAGAUCGUACCCUCUCCUGUCUGUGAUCACACACCAGCAGCCCAGCAGCCUCCCGCAGAUCUCUCAGCUGUCUCCUCACCUGCCCCUUCUGCCACCCCAGCAUCCGCUCACCUCCGAGCCCACAGCCAGCGAGACGCUCGUCAGCAUCAGCAGCGAAUCAGAGACAGAGCACAGCACCCCGCGGCUGAAGAAACCCCGCCGCAGCCGCACCAUCUUCACUGAGCUGCAGCUGCUGGGCCUGGAGAAGAAGUUCCAGAAACAGAAAUAUCUCUCCACUCCAGACAGAUUGGACCUGGCUCAGUCUCUGGGACUCACACAGCUCCAGGUGAAGACAUGGUACCAGAACAGACGCAUGAAAUGGAAGAAAAUGGUGCUAAAAGGAGGACUCGAGGCUCCUACCAAGCCCAAAGGCCGACCUAAGAAGAACUCCAUCCCAACCACAGAGGAGAUCGAGGCCCAGGAACGGCUGGCGGCCAAACUAGCGGAGGAGGAGAUGCAACCAGCCGAAGUGGAAGAGGAGGUCUUCCAAUCUCAACCUCAAGAUCUCAGUACGUCCGCUACGUCUGAAUCCGUCUGUCCAGAAACCCCGGAGCAAAAACAGGCCCCUCCGUCUCCGUCAGAAGCAAUGACGACUAGCUAAACGCAGCCGUGCUGACGCACAACCAAAGACAGCUACUGAAAGACUUUGACGCUCUCUGGACUUGAGCAGUUGAACAGCUUCCCAAGCCUGAUUUUGAGUUGACGGUGGCCCCCAAAAGUGGUACUUUAGACACGCAAAAAUGUGUGAAUGUCAUUGCAAAACAACAGAACAUCAAACCAAGUGGCUUGUAUAACCAAAACAGAUAGAAUAAGCACACUUCUCGAUAAAACAUUUCACUGAAAUAAGCUUUUUUAGGUAUUAAAUGAUAAAACAACUGGACACUGUAUUUGGACGCAUUCUGGUUGUCAGACUGUGGAUCACGUUCAUACCUAGCUAACAAAAAA
Messenger RNA from Sinocyclocheilus rhinocerous, 1033 nucleotides. RefSeq names its product homeobox protein BarH-like 2. Gene Ontology annotation, biological process: regulation of DNA-templated transcription. Gene Ontology annotation, molecular function: DNA binding; DNA-binding transcription factor activity, RNA polymerase II-specific. The record is from RefSeq and is a predicted model, not a curated record. Lineage: Eukaryota; Metazoa; Chordata; Actinopteri; Cypriniformes; Cyprinidae. The annotation marks the transcript as partial. The transcript has 3 exons.